UACCCACCAAGAGGUGGACCUGCCAUCAAGAUGUCGGCAGAAGUCGUUGUUGCGUUCGACGGUGUUCGCCGGCCUCUGACAACUCUGACCCUUUUUACAAAAUCCCAAUUGUUUCCCUUCUGGUCUUACUGUGCCAGUGCAUUUCGCUGUUGUGCGCUGCCUACAGCUCCGUCUCUCAGUUCAAGUUUUCGCCAGAGUAACGGGCGGGAGGACUUGUUUCUCUCGUUCCUAUCGCAGAAACUGAAUUGAACUCUCCCCUACUAUUUGUCGACGAAACUCCCACUACCUACAACCUCGAGUCCUGAUACACCAGUUCGACUGAAUUUGAGUCUCAUAACCAGCGACCAUGGACUCCGUUCUGCGCCAGUCCAAAGCCAUGUGCCCGUUCAUGAGGAAGGCCACUGCCGCAGGGCUCCGUGCCAUGUCCACGGCGACCCCGGCUGCGACCUCGCCCUGCGGUGGCACCAUGUCCAAGCUGCAGGUGCUCGCCCGCCGCUGCCCCGUGAUGGGCAAGGCCAUGGCCAUCCAGUCUGCUCGCCUUGGCCAUGCCGGUGGCUUCCCUGGUGUUGCCACCAAGGCCGCCAUGUCCACAUUCCCGGGCAACAACAAGACUGGCAAGGCCAAGCUGCACACCAGCCGUGCUCAGGAGGCUCAGGCCGUUGAUACCCCGGUGCUCGGCGGCCGUGAGAAAGUCCAGUUACCUCCCGGCAUUCCGACCAAGCAGCAUGUCAGCGCCUCGAACCCGGCUACCGCCACGCGGUCCAGCGCACCGGUGUCGCAGGGGUCCAAGUUCGACUAUGAAGGCUUCUACAAUCAUGAGCUCGAGAAGAAGCACAAGGACAAGUCGUACCGCUACUUCAACAACAUCAAUCGCCUGGCCAAGGAGUUCCCCCGCGCUCACAUGUCGAGAAAGGACGAGAAGGUAACGGUUUGGUGCGCCAAUGACUACCUGGGCAUGGGGCGCAAUCCGCAUGUUCUGAAGACGAUGCACGAGACGCUUGAUGAGUAUGGCGCCGGCGCGGGUGGCACGCGCAACAUCUCGGGCCAUAACAAGCAUGCUGUCGAGCUGGAGGGGACAAUUGCCAAACUCCAUGCCAAGGAAGCGGCGCUGGUCUUCAGCUCCUGCUAUGUGGCCAACGAUGCGACUCUGGCUACCCUCGGCAGCAAGAUGCCCGAUUGCGUCAUCCUGUCGGACAGCCUGAACCAUGCCUCGAUGAUACAGGGCAUCCGUCACUCAGGCGCGAGAAAGAUCAUCUUCAAGCAUAACGAUGUGCAGGAUCUCGAGGAGAAGCUGGCGUCGCUGCCGCUUCAUGUCCCUAAGAUCAUCGCGUUCGAAUCAGUCUACAGCAUGUGCGGUUCCAUCGGUCCCAUUGAGGAGAUUUGCGACCUUGCCGACAAAUACGGCGCCAUCACCUUCCUAGAUGAGGUCCACGCGGUUGGCAUGUACGGGCCGCAUGGCGCGGGUGUGGCAGAGCACCUCGACUACGAGGCGCAUGUCCAAGGACGGCCCCGCGGCACCGUCAUGGACCGCAUUGACAUCAUCACCGGCACGUUGGGCAAGGCUUAUGGCUGCGUGGGUGGCUAUAUCGCUGGCAGCGCCAAGCUCGUCGACACGGUGCGCUCUCUCGCGCCGGGCUUCAUCUUCACCACCUCUCUCCCACCCGCCGUCAUGGCCGGCGCCCGCGCGGCCAUUGAAUACCAAAUGGAGCACCAGGAAGACCGCCGGCUGCAGCAGCUGCACACGCGCGCCGUCAAGGAAGCCCUGCGCGCACGGGACAUCCCCGUGAUCCCCAACCCGAGCCAUAUCGUACCCAUCCUGGUAGGCGACGCCGAGCUGGCCAAGCAGGCCAGCGACAAGCUGCUCCACGACCACAACAUUUACGUGCAGAGCAUCAACUACCCGACAGUGCCCGUGGGGCAGGAGCGCCUGCGCAUCACGCCCACGCCCGGCCACACCAAGGAGUACCGCGAAGAACUGGUCAACGCCAUCGAAUCGAUCUGGACCGAGCUCGGCAUCAAGCGCACCAGCGAGUGGGCGGCCAUGGGCGGCUUCAUCGGCGUCGGCGAGCCGAAUGCCGCCCCCGAAGAGCCGCUCUGGACGGACGAACAGCUGGGCAUUGCCGAGGCGGCGAGGACGCUGCUGCAGGCUGCUGAGGCGGAGAAACUCGAGGCUCGCAACGCCGCGUCCGGCUCGCCCGUCGUGAUGCCCGGCCUGACAGAGAGGCUUCUGGAGAGGGAGAUGAAAGGGCUGAGAAGCGCUAGCGUUUCUGCCUAGGCAGCUUCUCUUUUCGCCCCUGGUCUACUCACUCUUUCUCUUUCAUAGAGAAAGAGAGACCUCUCUUUUCUUCUGCCGGUCGGUCGGUCGGUGAACCU
Messenger RNA from Chaetomium strumarium, 2373 nucleotides. Its product is annotated as pyridoxal phosphate-dependent transferase. Gene Ontology annotation, cellular component: mitochondrion. The transcript has 2 exons. The record is from RefSeq and is a predicted model, not a curated record. Gene Ontology annotation, biological process: heme biosynthetic process. Gene Ontology annotation, molecular function: 5-aminolevulinate synthase activity; pyridoxal phosphate binding. The coding region runs from base 347 to 2275 and encodes 642 amino acids. Lineage: Eukaryota; Fungi; Ascomycota; Sordariomycetes; Sordariales; Chaetomiaceae.